Molecule: messenger RNA, 1486 nt
Organism: Meleagris gallopavo (turkey)
Lineage: Eukaryota; Metazoa; Chordata; Aves; Galliformes; Phasianidae
Source: RefSeq, a predicted model, not a curated record
UUUGUCAAGGGCACAUUUCAAAAAAAAAAAAAAGAGUGAAGGUCCAAAUUCUGCUUUUAUUUCUCACUGCUCUUUUCCUCUGCCCAGAGGGAAGCCCGGGAUGUUCACCAGAUGCUGGCAGACUGCCAGAUGAGGAAGGGUGGCUUCUCACAGAUGAAGGGAGGACACAAGAGAAAUUCAGAAGAAGAGACUACAGUCACACUGAAGGCAAUACCACAAAGCCACAAAUGCUCAGAGAGCCAGAAGGUGUUGCAGAAAUCUGAUGAGAAUGAGCCUGAAUGGCAAGAAUCCUUGCGGAAAUCCAAGGCAGCAGAUGAGAAGAGACGCUCUCUUGCACGGCAGGCCAGAGACGACUACAGGAGGCUUUCACUGCAGGGAGCCCACAGAGGGAAGCAGGCAGACAUAUCCAAGAAUGCCACAGCAGGAGAUCGGCGACCGCUCCAAUACCCUCCUCUCCCACCCAAGCCUAAACUUCCACCUCCUGUGAUGGCAAAUGGCAGAGCAGUUAGGAAAGAGGCAAUCCAGAGGACAAUCUCUAAUUCAACUGAAGAAAGCAUCAUCAAGUGGUUCAAAGAGGAGCAAUUCCCCCUUCGCGCUGGUUAUCAGAAAACCAUAGACACGAUAGCACCUUGGUUUCAUGGUAUCCUAACCUCUAGGAAAGCAGAGGAGCUUCUGAGUAAAUCGGUGCCGGGGAGUUUUCUGGUCCGUGUCAGUGAGAAAAUCAAAGGCUACGUGCUUUCCUAUCGGUCUGCAGAGGGAUGUAAACACUUCCUUAUUGAUGCCUCCAGUGAUUCCUACAGCUUCCUUGGAGUGGACCAGCUACAACAUUCAACACUGGCUGACCUUGUUGACUACCACAAGGAUGAACCCAUUACUUCUAUGGGAAAGGAGCUAUUGCUUUACCCAUGUGGUCAAGAGGACCAUGAACCAGAUUACAUCUCUCUCUUUGAGUGAAACUCCCAGUCUCAUUACGUAGCCCCGUACCAUUUUCACCAAGACUGGACUUCAAACUGGAAGUGGCUGACGCUUACCUGAAACUUGCCAUAGGUGCCUCUAUUUCAAAUCCUUCACAACAAAGCAGUGGGAGAAUAAGUGCUGUCACAGGCUUAUUGUUUCAACAGAGUUAAAAGAUGCAUCAGCCCAGCAAGCUACAAGGCACGCAAAUACAUCAUGAACGUGGAUUCGACAACGAAGUAUCAGUUGAACAGAGACAGAUUAGAUGAUGAAGUAUCAGCCGAACAGAGAUUUUUGCAGAUUUCCUCAGGGAUAUGUAUGUUCAAGCUGUGUUUCGCUCUUGAAUGCAAGGUUGCCUGCUGUCUGGGAAACAGAUUGGUACCUAAAAUUGAAUGAGAUCAUAGCUUCCUGAAGGCACCAAACAAAUCUGAGAAGUGAAUCAGUCUUGAUAGUAAUUUGUUUAAUGUGAAACAAUGCUGUAAAAUGCUGUGCCCUUGGAAUCAAGGAUGUUCAAGUAAAACAUCCAAACACA